Hypoxylon fragiforme is the source of this 2837-nucleotide messenger RNA. RefSeq names its product ferric reductase NAD binding domain-containing protein. The transcript has 3 exons. Lineage: Eukaryota; Fungi; Ascomycota; Sordariomycetes; Xylariales; Hypoxylaceae. Bases 565 to 2298 code for a protein of 577 amino acids. Gene Ontology annotation, biological process: iron ion transport; copper ion import; intracellular iron ion homeostasis. Gene Ontology annotation, cellular component: plasma membrane. The record is from RefSeq and is a predicted model, not a curated record. Gene Ontology annotation, molecular function: ferric-chelate reductase activity.
GCCAGAUCUUGAAUACCACCAAUCAAUUCUUCAUUCAUUUGUAACAUUGCCCCUGUCACGCCUUUAAACAAGGCAUUAUUCUGAAGUUAACCAUCCCCGAUCAAGGUAGAAUCCUCCGAAAUUCUUUGUCCCCUCAUUUUUUAUUUUCGCCUGGGGAGCCAAUCCUGCACCACCUGAUGUUCGAUUCACCCAACUUAAAUAAUACUGAUCCCACUUCCAUCUCGGUGCUUCGCCGAGACUCGAUCUUAAGUUACUCGGGACUGCCAUCAAGGAGGAUUUCCACGCCUAUUUUUACUACCUUUUAGUCACAGCAGGCUGUUGCUCUCAUUCGUUCGCACUCGUUACGCCAAAUCGAGUUGACCUCGUUUGAUUGCCAGUAUACAUGUUUCCUGGAUCUUUGUAGUUAACCUCCAGUGCGCCUGUCUUUUCACUUACCUUCACGACGAAAAACACCUGGGCAUAUAUCAAUAGGUCUGCCAUCUUCGAACUUUACAACAAACUAAACCUCUUGGUGGUUUAGCUGGUUGCGCUCAUUCACAGUCACGGUAUCCUAUUAUUAUCAUCAUGGCAGGAGACGCUGGCGAGGGCCAAGCGGCAGGAUGGACGCCGGCUAUGGAAAACGAAUCACUUUCAAACUACCUUCUGAUUGUCUGUGGUGCUGUUUCGGCAGCCCUUAUUGUUUGGCGGGUCACGACGGGUCUCGCUAGAUAUAUCCGAACGGUCACGAAUUUGACGAACGACACACAGCGAUACUAUGCUCGCCCAUCCGGCAAAUUCUCCUGGAUCAAGAAGAACCUACUUUACUCCCCAUUAUUCAGAAAACGACACAACCGGGAAUUCCAACUGAGCAGCGCCAUCAAUGUCGGCACCUUACCCACGCGUUUCCAAUUCCUAUUUCUCUUUGCCUAUUUCGCCACCAACGUCGCAUUCUGUGUUAUCAACAUCCCGUUUGCCGGAAGUUUUAACGAUGCCUGCAAACAGUUGAGAAACCGCAGCGGAACUUUGGCUACCGUUAACAUGAUUCCUUUGUUUUUUAUGGCCGGAAGAAAUAACCCCCUUAUUAACCUUCUCGGGAUGUCGUUCGACACAUUCAACCUACUACAUCGUUGGUUUGGUCGUAUCGUGAUUCUCGAGGCCGUAUGCCAUACUUUUGCCUAUUGGGCUGCGUCAGCAUCGACAAAAGGAUGGGGAGCAGCCCUAUCGGCUACGGUCUCCAAGCCGUUUCUCUUAUAUGGAUUCCUUGGCACCUGCGCGUUUGUUGCCAUCUUCUUCCAGGCCGCAAGCAUCGCUAGACACGCCUAUUAUGAAUCAUUCAAGAUUCUGCAUAUCCUUCUCGCCGCAUUGGCCAUCGCCGGCCUUUGGUAUCAUCUUGCGGACCUUUCAGCCAUGAAGUGGCUGCUUCCGGUCAUACCCAUUUGGGCUGGCGAUCGACUCACUCGUGUUGUACGCAUUGCCUAUCAUAACAUUGGCAAGGGAGGAACCAAGACCCUCAUUGAGGCACUGCCUGGAAAUGCUGUCCGAAUUACGGUAACGAUGGCUCGACCUUGGACUUUCCGUCCUGGCCAGCAUGCGUAUCUGUAUUUGCCAUCAAUCAGUUUUUGGCAAUCACACCCCUUUUCCCUCGCAUGGAGUGAGGAGGCCGAGGACUUGACAUCGGAUAAGCUAGCCAUGAAUCGCCAAGAUGUGCUUGCUCUACGAAAAACCACCAUGUCGUUCAUCGUUCGAGGAAGGACCGGGAUGACUCACACCUUGUAUCAGAGAGCCGCCGCUCGUCCUGAUGGUCGACUUAUGACCACUUGUCUUGUGGAAGGUCCAUAUGGCGGAGACCAUAUGAUGCAUUCAUAUGGUACGGUCAUGCUCUUCGCUGGUGGUGUAGGCGUCACCCAUGCAGUCCCCCAUGUCCGAGAUUUGGUUACAGGAUUCGCCAACGGCACAGUAGCCACGCGGAAGGUUGUUCUCGUGUGGAUUAUCCAGAGCCCUGAACAUCUAGAGUGGAUUCGACCCUGGAUGACAGAAAUCCUAGCCAUGGACAGACGGCGUGAUGUACUGCGCAUCAUGCUAUUUGUCAGCAGGCCACGCUCAACGAAAGAAAUUCACAGCCCGUCAUCAACCGUCCAGAUGUUCCCCGGUAGACCUAACAUCGAGACACUCAUCUCUAUGGAGUCUGAACAGCAGAUUGGAACCAUGGGCGUAUCAGUCUGUGGACCUGGUGCCCUCAGCGAUGAAGUGCGGCUUGCGGUACGGAAGAGACAAUAUGACAGUUCCAUCGACUUCAUUGAAGAGGCUUUCUCGUGGUAAACGAAGUUAGCCAUACCACUAUGUGGGAAUCUCCCGGACCUACUUGGGGAUUGGGAUCCAUAUUAGUGGCGUCUUGUAUUAUGACGACCCGGUUCGAUUGUGCAUAUUUCUCUUCUUUUUUUCUUGUUGCGACCUGUUUCGCGGUUUCGUGUAAAUACUCCUGAUGAUUGAUAGAUACGUGGGCCUAAGAGCGAUGGUAGCUAUGCCCGGCUACAUUAAGAAUAUAUAAAAAUGAUCUGGUAUACUUUUUGAUCUCAAACAUGUAAAACGAAUGUGUUCAUGCGAACUGCCUGGUGCAUAGGCAACCUCAAGACUCUUUGUAGACGUACAAAGGAGUUGGUGAUGUCGCCGUACUGCUUUGAACAAGUAUAAUACAUAUUUGAAUGUUACUAUAGUUCAACAAAGAGGAAGAUGAUAUGGAUUCAUUGGUACCAAGUCUAUGUUUGAUAUACAUGUAUAUUGUGUCUGCUGAGAAGAAUAGGAAUUAGUAGCUUGUCAGCCUCAUCGAGAAGUGGGUAGAAUGUUACUAUAUAUAUACC